AUGUCAACAACAGAGAACACAACAACAGUUAUAGUCCAUGAAGCUAUAAAUGAAGAAUAUGAAUGGGUUCAGUUUAACAAACAACUCCGUCUCAUUCGUUCGGUCAAAGACGAUAUGUACCAAAUGCAAAGUAUUUUGACGGCUUGUUUUGCACCAGAUACUAAGGUUCCUAAAGACUGGUUUAGGAACCAAAGCACACAAGAACUUUUGAGCGAAGCACAGCGAGACAUACUUUUUUCUGAAAACAGUGAAGAACAGCGAGUGGGAGGGAAACCCCAGUCGCCAAAACUCUAUGAAAACAGUGAAGAACAGCGAGUGGGAGGGAAACCCCAGUCGCCAAAACUCUAUGAAAAUCGUGAAAAAUUGCCAAAUGGUUUGAGAGGAUAUUAUGUUCAUAGACUUCUCGUAAAUAAUGUGGCACAAUGGGCUUCAGCUCGCUAUUCAUGGUAUGUUUGUAAACUUCUUGACGAACUUCACAGACAAGAACGUGAAGAGAUGGAAAACAAGCUUGAAGCAAAAGACAAAAGCAUUCAGAAAAGAAUACCACGUUCGGUACCAAAAGGAAAGGAAAAGAACUAUAAGUAUAUGAUUUAUACUGAAGAGAUGGAAAAUGAAGAAGAUAAAGAUAUG
Messenger RNA from Trichomonas vaginalis G3, 630 nucleotides. RefSeq names its product KilA, N-terminal/APSES-type HTH, DNA-binding family. Lineage: Eukaryota; Parabasalia; Trichomonadida; Trichomonadidae. The record is from RefSeq and is a predicted model, not a curated record. The transcript has a single exon. The annotation marks the transcript as partial.